CUAAAUUCUAUUUAAUAAGGAGUACUACUUAAGGAGUAUUAAAUAAGAAAAGGGGGGUUACGAGACGGAGCAUCUCUCUUUCCCGUACAUUCUCCGUCCUCUCCCUCUGUCGAUCCUUCUUCGCGUCCGGUCGACAAGCAGCAGCAGCCGCCGGCGAGAGGCUCGCCGAGAAGUCGCCGUCGGCCACCAUACCCCUCUCGCAGCCUCUCUCUCUCCCGUUUCUAUUCCGUCCACCGCUGCACGUCGACCAGAGACAGUGACCAAGGAGCCAACGCCGUCACCCACCGUCGCCUGGGGAACCACCGUCGUCGUCUCUCUCUUCCCCUCCAAUUUCCGGUUCGCACGCACCAUUUCCGGCAAAGAGCAGCGGUGAUUUGUGGUUUCAACCCAAGGUUUCGAUUUCUUCGAUUUUCUAGGUAGAAACACAGGCCGGAUGGGCAACCCAGAGGGCAGUGAAGUGGUGGCGUGGAUGGCUCUUGUUUUUUACUCUUCUAAUUAAACUACAUUAUUUUAUUUGAUUAUAUGGGCUGUUGGACAUUAUUUUGGUUUUUCUUAUGCUUCUUAACUUUUCUAGUUUAGUCAUCGGAAUGGAUAACCAAAUUCUGAAAGGGCUGCAGACCUGGAUGGAUGAUGGAGUCUUAUUUUGGGCGAACUGUUCUAAACCCAACCGCGUGAACAGAUUGAGAAUCGGACUUACUAGGCCCAAGAUACGACUGCCCUGCCGAAUAAGGGGGGUUACGAGACGGAGCAUCUCUCUUUCCCGUACAUUCUCCGUCCUCUCCCUCUGUCGAUCCUUCUUCGCGUCCGGUCGACAAGCAGCAGCAGCCGCCGGCGAGAGGCUCGCCGAGAAGUCGCCGUCGGCCACCAUACCCCUCUCGCAGCCUCUCUCUCUCCCGUUUCUAUUCCGUCCACCGCUGCACGUCGACCAGAGACAGCGACCAAGGAGCCAACGCCGUCACCCACCGUCGCCUGGGGAACCACCGUCGUCGUCUCUCUCUUCCCCUCCAAUUUCCGGUUCGCACGCACCAUUUCCGGCAAAGAGCAGCGGUGAUUUGUGGUUUCAACCCAAGGUUUCGAUUUCUUCGAUUUUCUAGGUAAAAACACAGGCCGGAUGGGCAACCCAGAGGGCAGUGAAGUGGUGGCGUGGAUGGCUCUUGUUUUUUCACUCUUCUAAUUAAACUACAUUAUUUUAUUUGAUUAUAUGGAGUGUUGGGCAUUAUUUUGGUUUUCCUUAUGCUUCCGCAACGUUUGGAUUUAUUUUACAAAUGAAUUUCAUAAUUUAUUUAAAUCUUUAUUUUAAAAAAAAUAUGCAUUCGAAUACCAAAUUAGCCCAUAAUGUAUUACUACAUCAUAUAAAAGCAUCACCGCACGUAGAUAAUAGGUAUUGAACCAUUAAUGUAAUACUACCUCUGUUUCACUGUGUUUGUCCACUUUUGACUUUUGGAAAUGUUCAUCUAAGUACUUUGACUCAUCAAAUUCUCUCAAUGUGUAAGCCUAAAUAUAGUCAUGUGUGAUCUUGUUUGAUUUGUCUUAACAUAUAGAUUAUUAAUAUAUAAUUUCUAUAAUUUUUUAAUAUACAAAUUACAAGAUAAAAUGGAUUAAAGAAGUGCAUUGGAU
This is a messenger RNA of Cuscuta campestris, 1617 nucleotides long. Lineage: Eukaryota; Viridiplantae; Streptophyta; Magnoliopsida; Solanales; Convolvulaceae. The record is from the annotation of a GenBank genome assembly.